GACGCCCGAACUUCAAAGCAUGCUGCUCAUUUACUUGAAUCCACCGUGGGUGUUACUACAGUCGAUAUAGAACAAUUUAAGGGAAUUUCUUGAUUAUUGAAAUCUGUAUAUAGUUUUUUUUAUUAUUAUUUCCGCAAAGAAAGGGUUGACGAAACUGUUGCCAAGAGACAAUUUUCGAUUUGAUCGAAACCAAAAAAGUUUGAUGCUGGAUGUCUUCUCAGUAAUGCUUGGCUGAAUCCAAGGACUUGCCUGACAGCUAACCUGUCAUCGAUUGUCAAACAGCAGCCCUUCCAUGAGGUGAAUCGCAAGACAUAUCGCAUGAUAUUGAACAUUUUGUGGUGGGUGCUGGAAAACCACUGAGUGAAAUUCUCAUACCUGCAUCUAAAGCAUUAGAGCAACACCCAAUCUCCUGUUGUGGCCCGGUCCGCUGAUUCUCCGUGCCUGCUGCCAUGGAGGCCAGAGGAAAGUACGACUUCAAUGGCACAGCUGAGGACGAGCUCAGUUUCCGGAAAGGGGACAUCCUAAAGAUCCUGGGUGCCCAAGACGACUGGUUUAAAGCAGAGCUUCACGGCCACGAAGGCUUCGUGCCCAAAAACUAUGUCGACAGACAGACUCCCAGCUGGUUCCAGGAGAACGCCAGUCGCGGCGCGGCCGAGGAGAUUCUGAUGGACCGAGACAUGGGCGGCUUCCUGAUCCGCGGCAGCCAGAGCACCCCUGGAGCCUUCUCCAUCUCCGUCCGGCACGAGAGUGACGUCCAGCAUUUCAAAAUCAUGAGGGAGAACAAGGCCAAGUACCACAUCUGGAACGUGAAGUUCAACUCCCUGAACGAGCUGGUGGAGUACUACAGGAGAAACAGCAUCUCCAAAAACAGCGAGAUCUACCUGAACGACGGCAGCAGAGACGACUCCAAGCCAUCUGCUCCACAGCCGGCAAAGAGAGGCUCGGCGGACGGCUACUACCCUGGAGGCUACGGAGGGUCACCGCAGCCCACCCAGCAGCGGAGGGCGUCCGAUCAGUCACACACACAGCAGAACAAGAGGCCCAGUGUGGAGGAGAGGUCUAACACAUUGGGCUCCGUGUCGAAGAGCAUCACUCAAAACAGCAAUCAGCCAGGCAGACGGAUAUCAGAUCCUCCCGUCACCCAGCGAGUGCCAACCCAGGUGAGGGCAAUCUACGACUUCACUGCUGAGGAGGACGAUGAGUUAGGCUUCAAGGCCGGAGACGUUAUCGAGGUCCUGGACUGCAGUGACUCUUCCUGGUACAGGGGACGUUUGCGUGGCAGAGUUGGCCUUUUUCCAGCCAAUUACACAUUCCCUCUUUGAGACAACUCGACUGGAGAGAACGGACAAGAGCCUUAUCCGAUUAGCACCAUCCCAAUCUAUCCUCGGUCCCAGCCUCUCUCAAUGCCUUGAGACCAUAACUUUGUCUUUUGUUGAAAGAUUGUGUAUAUGCAAAUUCAGGAUUUUACAGAUAAUGAAACUGAGAGAAAUGAUAGGAAUUGUAAUGGAAAUCUUAAAUGUUUCAGCACUAACUUUAACCAAGUACUUUUUUGCCUUUUUGUGCUAUUUGAUGGGACAUCUUACUGUAUGAAUUUAUUAAAUUGAAUGGAAAGAGAUAUAUUUUAAAA
This is a messenger RNA of Sardina pilchardus (European sardine), 1627 nucleotides long. It is a transcript of the gene grap2a, whose product is annotated as GRB2 related adaptor protein 2a. Bases 450 to 1322 code for a protein of 290 amino acids. Gene Ontology annotation, molecular function: phosphotyrosine residue binding. Gene Ontology annotation, cellular component: nucleoplasm; plasma membrane; cytoplasm. NCBI's taxonomy places the organism in Eukaryota, Metazoa, Chordata, Actinopteri, Clupeiformes, Clupeidae. The transcript has 9 exons. Gene Ontology annotation, biological process: regulation of MAPK cascade; signal transduction. The record is from RefSeq and is a predicted model, not a curated record.